GUGUGGGAAUCUCAUGUGGCAUAUGGUAUAGUUUGAAUAUGUUUAAAUAAAAUGGUUAUUUUUAUUUCAUUUUCAGUUACUUUUCAUGACUAAAUCCUCUCCGAUGCUUUAUAGUCGCAAUUUGCAUCGAUUUCAGGAGACGUGGAGAAGCUUGAUUGACUUUUUCCUCCAAGUUCCUGUCGCUGUUAAUCCAGAGGAUGAUCCUUUGCAUCAUGUCUGCUCUCUCAGCGCUUCACAGCUCUGGCAGCACCAUGCCUCUGGCUUUCAGUCCGCUUCCUGGGGUCGGCUGCAGGAGAUCGGAUAUAUGGAGCUCCCCAUCAUAUUGCUGCGGGCGGCUUGUUUAAUAUUUUCUGCAGCAACAUUUGGCUCCCUCCUCGGAAGACCACGCCUCCUCCCUGCAGAUUCACAGGGUCCCCUGAUCCCUCCCCCUAACCGAGCCGACAGCCUAUAACCUCCCCGGGUUUCCGCCCAUUCCUCCACAGUUGAUUCUUUGGGAUGGCAUUGUCAUGCAAAUAAAGGACGCGUAAAAUAUUCCCUCAGAGCGCAGCGCAGGGCAGAAACUCACACGGACCGCGCGGAGGACACAGACCGGGCCACACGGUGGAUUUGUAUCGUUUUUCGUCGCUACGGACCCGUCCAUCUGUCACAGACACCCUGGCCACAUGAGCAGCGAGGGACGUGUAGCCAGGAACCAGGUUUAAGGAAAACCUGCGGAGGCUGCCCUGUGGAGAUAGUGGUCAUACUUCCAAUUUCCCCGAGUGAAGUCGGAGGUGUCUCGUCUCCAUCCCCUGCUAUAGGCUACCUGCUGCUGCUACAGAGGGGGGACUACACGUCUACAGACUCCUGGAUCGCUUCCCCUUAUGUUUUAGGGAUUUUAGGAUCUCUCAAAUAUUAACAUUUUUUUGCACACCAAGUGUGUUAUUUCCUCUCUUGUCCUUUUUGGGAUAUAUCCAGUGAUCUUUUUUCUCUUCUAGUACUUCAAAGUGCCUUAAUAACUGGUUAUAAUCCAGUGUAACUGUGGCAUUGUCACCAGACCAGAGACGCUCAACAGGGAGAAGACGAUUAUUAUCAGCUUUAGCGCCCAGGCAGGAUUACUGGUUCCCCACCCUCAGCGAGCUGCAACCAUGAGCCAGGCGGAUGUGUCGACUUGCUCCGCGCCGCAGAGGGUUUUCCAGGAGGCGGUGAAGAAGGGCAACACCAAGGAGCUGCACUCUUUGCUGCAGAACAUGACAAACUGCGAGUUCAACGUCAAUUCCUUCGGGCCAGAAGGACAGACGGCGCUGCACCAGUCUGUCAUAGACGGCAACCUGGAGCUGGUAAAACUGCUGGUGAAGUUUGGUGCAGAUAUCCGGCUGGCCAACAGGGAAGGGUGGAGCGCUUUACACAUCGCCGCCUUCGGGGGCCACCAAGACAUUGUGCUAUACCUCAUCACCAAGGCCAAGUACUCCUCUGGCGCCCGGUGAUCUGUCUCUGCUGUCAGGUAAAAAAAAAAAAAAAAAAAAAGUCAGAAAACAACAAGUGGAAAACUGCAACACACGGGAAAGCCAGGCUCUUGUCAAAGCGAAAAAACUGCCAUUAUCAUAGUUGUGCCAAAUUAAAUUUUUGAAAAACAGAAAAAAAUAGACCUGCACAGUAAUCUUCCCUCAGUGUAAACCAAACGGGGUCCUCUCUGCACUCCCGAGCUUCACACACAGCGCUUCAAUCUUUAACAACGCCAUCUCGGUGAGUUUGUUGGUACUAAAGCUUUCCUCUUGAAUGUGUAUACUAGAUCUCCACUAUAAAAGAAGCCAGUGUCUGUGUGUGUUUGGACUCCAGAGUGCAGAUGGCCCAGUUUUUUUAUUCUCUAUCCACGACCUCCCAUCCCCAGUUGAAUAGUUUCUUUGUGGAGGGGGGCUGUUGCACUGCAAAACCUGACAUGUUGACUUUAAUUUAAAGAAUUUAGGAAACCGAUUGCCAUGAAAAAUGUAAGUAAAUAUAACUAUUCAUCUUAUUUUGUGCUUAUUUUAUAUCUAUUUGUUAAGUUCAAUCAAAAUGUAUUUAAACUUACUUAUUCUGUUAAGUUGUGACUUGAAAUGAUAAGCUUAAUUAAAUUGAUUUUUGCACGUUUUAGCAACUUCAGUAUACCAAGUUUUCUGUGCUUAACUUCUAUAUUCUGCUCGAUGCAAACUAGUCAUGUUUGUAUAUUCGUAAAAAUGGUAACAAAGCAGAAUUGGCAGAUCUCCUAAUUUCAUCAUCCUCUUUGAGAUGAUCAAGUUAAGUCAGACCAACUUGGUUCACUGAAGCUGCUAACACUUAGAAACAACUAGGUAAUUGAAGUUGCCAUGUUUAAGUUGCUACAACUUCACAAAAUUAAGUACACACCACAAAAUAUUAAGUAAACCUUAACAAUUAGAUAUGAAAAAAUAAACACAAAUGAAGAUAGUUAUAUUAACCUUUUCAAGUUUAUUUUAAGUAAGAUCAACAUGUCAGAUUUCUACAGUGUGCUCCUCAUUGUUCACUUGUAAAACCCUUUUAAGUUAUUUUAUAUGAAAUACGGCACUUGAUGGCUGCAUGCUGGAAUAUCUGAAAGGGAAGACACAUGAACAAGAGAAGAAGGGUUGCCCUCUGUUGGCUACCAGAGGUCUGUUUUCUUUAUGAUUUUUUUUUACUCAAAGAGCGGCAUUAUGGCUAUCCAACACGCUUUCAGAUGUGUAAUCAUUAUGUAGCAACAAGUGGCUCCAUCAUUGUUGUGAAGUACUGUACACAAUAGCUUUACUUUUUGUUUUUUAAAGAGAGCUGCUCUCCAUGCAGAUCUUGCCAAUGCUGGCGUCCAACUUUUUUCAGGCCAGUUUGAGACCACUUUGCCGAUGGUCAUUGUGUUAUUAUUAAGAAAAAAACCGCUGCUUUCGCUUUGUAUCAAAAAAAUUUGGAAUUCACUUUAUAAUCUCCUUUCAGUAUUUUAUUAACAUCCUAGUCAUCACUGUGAAAGCAGGCUGGGUUUUUUUUUAUUUAUGAAGGUACAUUGAGAAGAUUUUGAAUAUGUUGUGGUUCUUCUUAAAAUAAAAUCUAUAUAAGUAGGGUGACUCAAGCUGCUUCAGACUCGUAGUAUAAUCUGUCCCGUGUGGAGGUAGACCUGCCACUCCCCCCCUCAUCUACCCAGAAACCCCUCUGUUAAAGCCCUCAAGAGGACCCCCCCCCUCCCCCCAUCACCCUCCUUUCCCAUUAAAAGGACUUUGUUUGGUUGCCUUUUGCCAGCUACCUCGACUAUAAAGUAUUCUCAAGUCUCUCACCACUCUGCCACGUUGUUUAGAGGAGAUUCACACUUUGUGAUCGCCUGCAUGCCAGUAUGUUUUAUUUUGUAGCCUAACAAGACAGAUGGACUUCAGAAGAUGCAAUGCAUCCUCAGUCGGGACAGUUUAUUUUACACUACAACCAAACCUGUCAAGCAAUGCAUCGUUUUUCUGCAAGGGAGUCUGUGGUUCUCUCUCACACACACUGCCAUUGUUUCCCUAUAAAUCUUUUUCUCUCUCUGUCUUCAUCUUUGUUUCCAGUCAUACAAAAACAAAAGGAAUUGCAUCGCAUGACUUUUAAUGCAGGGAGUUUUAUUGCACAAAAAUGCGGAGCCUUGUGCGCCCCCAGUGUUUGUACGGGGUAACUGCAGGAGCCAAGGCUUUGGAAUAGUUACUACUACUGAGCAGGACCCUAAUACUGUUGGACGAUGAAGACUUUUAACAACACAUGACUAUUUCAGGAUGUCACAGAAAAAAAAGGAAAAAUUGGUUUCAUAAACUUGCCUGCUGCAUUUUGAAAGUCAUGGCACCCUAACAUUUGUAUCAAUGCUGCUUGUAUGUUUCUUUUUUUGUUGUUAAUGUUGUUUUUUUUUCUUUUUAAGCCUACUGCUCAAACAGUUGUAUAGAGGCGUCACAGGUUCACCUCACGAGAAGCUGCUGAAAGAAAGAGAGUGUGCUUUUUUUUUAAAGUGUGUUUGUGUGAUUGUGUGCUUCUCAUGAGGGGCCCCUGUGUUGCUGUUUUUUAAGAUCUUCCCAUUUGAAAACCUGGAACAAUUACAAGAAGCGAUAGAUUCAGUACAUCAAGAUUGGUAUCAGGCCACAAAUUAAAUAUGCAUCGCUUGUCUUAAACUUGAUGUUUUAUUUCUCUUUUUUUUUCUUUUUUUUUUUUUUUGAAUAUUGCACUGAUGACUGUUGUUGAAAAGUUGGCUUUUAUGUGUCAACAUUUUAUUUUUUUUUCUGAAUAGAAAAAAACAAACACAGCAAAAUACUAUUGUAUAAAUAUAUGCUCCAGGUGAUGUCCUAAUGUGUGUGUUACUUUGUGGAAAAAACAUGAUGUUUUUUUUAACAAAGAUGCGUGUAUCUCUGUGAUUGGGUGUAUGUAUAUAUACAUAUGGAUAUAUAUAUCGACGCUGAUGAUGAUGAUGAUAUCUUGGGGCACUUUCUUUUCUGAAGUGCUGUCUUCCUGUUUUUAUUGAAAGGGGAAUAAUACAUUUGAUGGUAAGAUCAUUGUAACAUGAUUAAAAAAAUUGCACGGUUGUGUGGUUGUUUGGCUUACCAGGGUCAUAACAUUUAUGAUGUAAGGAGCCAGCCGCCGGAUUGGUGUACAUGAGUGAGAUGAUUUUUUUUUUUUUAAUUAAAAAGAGAAAAAAAGUGCCGACUUCUUUGGACCAAGUUGUGUUUCUGGUCUUGCUUCAUUUCAAGCAAGAGGAAACAGUGAUGCAGAUGUUCCAUCAUGUUUGAUUUUGUUUGUAUUCUUUUAUUUUUUGAACGUUUGUAACACUGUGAUGAUGACGUGACGUCAUGUGGAGAUGAGUGCUGUAUUAUUUUUGUACGUUUGUGUACAAGCCAGUAAAGAAAUCAUUAAACUCAAA
Molecule: messenger RNA, 4861 nt
Organism: Plectropomus leopardus (leopard coralgrouper)
Lineage: Eukaryota; Metazoa; Chordata; Actinopteri; Perciformes; Serranidae
Gene: nrarpa
Product: NOTCH regulated ankyrin repeat protein a
Cellular component (GO): cytoplasm
Molecular function (GO): enzyme inhibitor activity; phosphatase regulator activity; protein binding
Source: RefSeq, a predicted model, not a curated record